Messenger RNA from Beta vulgaris subsp. vulgaris (sugar beet), 1271 nucleotides. RefSeq names its product xyloglucan endotransglucosylase protein 1. Lineage: Eukaryota; Viridiplantae; Streptophyta; Magnoliopsida; Caryophyllales; Amaranthaceae. Gene Ontology annotation, biological process: cell wall biogenesis; xyloglucan metabolic process. The transcript has 3 exons. Bases 140 to 1078 code for a protein of 312 amino acids. Gene Ontology annotation, cellular component: cell wall; apoplast. Gene Ontology annotation, molecular function: xyloglucan:xyloglucosyl transferase activity; hydrolase activity, hydrolyzing O-glycosyl compounds. The record is from RefSeq and is a predicted model, not a curated record.
GCUACUAACUACUAAGUGUCAAAUUAAUCCUCCUUAUAUUUCCUUUUAGAAACCUACAAAACGCUUAAAAAACUUAACUGUUCUCUAUCUAGCGUUUCAUAUUCUAGUUUUUGUAGUAGUGGAUCUCCUAACUAUAAUCAUGGGAGUAAAUUUAUCCAAUCAAUUGUGGCAAGACAAGGUGGUUUUGCUUAAAAUUGUUACUACAAUUGUUGUUCUUAUAGUAUGCUCUACUGCCCAUGGUGCAGGCCAAUUUUAUGACGAGUUUGAGCCCACUUUUGGAGGCAAUAGGGUUCGAAUUUCUGGACGACGUAGCCAGUUCCUCUCUUUGUCCUUAGAUAAGUUUUCGGGAUCUGGAUUUCGUUCUAAGAAAGAAUAUUUGUAUGGUAGGAUCGAUAUGGAGGUGAAGCUUGUUGCUGGUAACUCUGCUGGCACAGUUACCACCCUUUACAUGUCAUCCGAUCAAAAUACAGGUACACACGACGAGAUCGAUUUCGAGUUCUUGGGAAAUGUGAGUGGCCAACCUUACACCCUACACACUAAUGUGUUCAGUCAAGGGCAUGGUAACAGGGAGCAACAAUUCCACCUUUGGUUUGACCCAACCAAGAACUUCCAUACGUAUUCCAUCGUUUGGAACCCAAAACUCAUCAUGUUCUUGGUGGAUGAAACACCAAUAAGGGUAUUUAGAAACUAUGAAGAUCAUGGAAUAGCUUUCCCAAAGAAACAACCCAUGAGAAUUUACUCUAGCUUAUGGAAUGCUGAUGAUUGGGCCACCCAAGGUGGAUUGGUGAAAACAGAUUGGUCCAAGGCCCCUUUCACGGCCUAUUAUGGAAAAUUCAACAUUGAUGCUUGUGUUGGGUCAAGUAGAGGCCCAUCUUCUUGUGCUACUGGGCCUGCAGCCUUUACUAACACCCACGGUUCAACUAAAGGGAAGAGUACACGUGGCAGAUGGAGGACCCACGAUCUUGAUGCUAAUGGAAGGAGGAGAAUGAGAUGGGUUCAAAAAUAUUUCAUGAUUUAUGAUUAUUGUAAAGAUUGGAAGAGAUUCUCUCAUGGUUGUCCUCCGGAAUGCAACCAUUGAAGGGUCUAGUUAGGACUUUUUUUUAGGGGGGGAGGGGGGGGGGAGGGGAUGAAUUUUGCAAUGGUCUACCAUUUCAUCCUUUAUUUGCAUUUAUAUAUGCCUCCUUAAUUAAUCAUGAAAGUUAAUGUAAUCAAAUUAUUUUAUUUUAUUUUACUAAUAGAUCAUAAUCUCUAUUAUAUAAGACAAUACAUGG